GUUACAUAUGUAACUGUGAUAAGCGAUGGUUAAGUAGGGUAAAUAAUCAAGGUCAUUUAGUCGACUUACACUGUAUCAACAUGGAGAUAUGUAAAGAUAUUUUCAGAUUUUACUUAAUUUAUCUGUUGGUUCAUAAUUCUAGUGAAUUCCUCCUAGGACAUAAGGAAUACCAGAAUUUUACAAAGUCUCAAAGAAAUGUUUUAACCACAACUGAAAAUGCUGGUUCGAUUUGUUGCACGCACGGGCAAUGGGAAGCGAACGCUUACUUAAAUGUGGGAACUACGAUGUCAAUGAAUAACGAAACAGUGUAUUUCUUCUAUAACGGAUCAGGAAAUGUUGCUUUUGAUAAAGUAAACCAGCGGGCAUAUGUCAAUUACCAGCUGACUGCAUUUUCUCCAAUUAUACCUACACAUUACCGUUUUAAAACGACAAAGAUUUUCGACUUUGUAAAGGGAAUAAUGUACGAAAUUGACGAACAAGGUAAAUGUGCAAAAGAAAACAGCGAACAAACACUACAGAUAGUUUGUAUUCCUCAAAGUGCAAACCAGCUGUCUCAAGGUGUGUUUGGAGGUGAAAACGUUUCAACGUACCAGUUUUCAAAGAAAGAUUUCCUAGAAGAAAUAACCACAGUUACAGUACUUCAAAAUGGAAGUUACUGUGAGACUGUUUCCUUGUCUUACGCCUUUUUCUCCGACGACCCUGAUACACUAGGAGGGUCAGUAUACGAUCUGGAUGUUGUCGAUCUCUCCCAUGGAAUCAAAGACCCGUCCAUUUUUGUGCCACCAAAAUCUUGCGAUACUUAGAUACAUUGUACAUUUUGUUAUAUAGUUGGGCGACAUCCCUAAGCUACACCGAUUAUCUGUUUUACAGAUCGACAUUGGUUGAUUUAUCUGCACGAAUGCAAUAAUUUAUUUAUCUUUAUACUCUCUAUUGCAAAGUUGCACAUUAUGUAGUUGAUGAUAAAUCUUGAAAAUCAAAACCAAAUGAAAAAUAAAACAUGUAAAGAUAGAAAUAGAUAACAAACAAAUGUUUUGCUGAGUAUAGUGGUAGCGAGACCUUUGUUCGGGAUAUGGCGGGUGGUGUAUGCGUCUUUAACUGACUAGCAACAUAAGCAUUUAUCUGGGUGGUGAACAACAGCAGCAAGUAACCAUUGGUCACGUGAAAAUGUGUUAUAUUGAUAACAGAGUGUUAUAAGAUUGGCAUCUAAUUGCCCGAUUUAUAUCAUACUUAGGACCCGACUAUGAAAAAGCGCUACUUGACAGCUUAUUCCGAGCUAUAGCUCAACGAAAAUGACAAUCCAUAUGGAUUUUGUUCUUUCAAGUUGGCAAUGUUUUUAUUUUUUUUUAAGCUUAAAUACUUCGAUUUAUUUUAGUUCGCAUGGAUUAUAUUUGAAUCAUCGAGUGUUUCCUGCUAAAACAGUACUUGUGUCAUAUGAGAAGGCAUACUCGUAGCACAAAUGAGCACACGAUAUGGUCAAAUGUUGUUAUUAUUUGCCGGCUUCGGAUUGGUUAAAAAUGUGUAGGGAAACCCGUAGCAUUCAAUGAGACUUCAGCUGAUUGGUUAAAAAUGUGUUGCUUUGAAAUAUGAAAAUAUUCUUAAAAUCUGGAAAUAUAUUGUUUUCUGUGC
Mercenaria mercenaria is the source of this 1626-nucleotide messenger RNA. RefSeq names its product mammalian ependymin-related protein 1-like. The transcript has 4 exons. Gene Ontology annotation, cellular component: extracellular region; lysosome. The coding region runs from base 81 to 803 and encodes 240 amino acids. Lineage: Eukaryota; Metazoa; Mollusca; Bivalvia; Venerida; Veneridae. Gene Ontology annotation, biological process: cell-matrix adhesion. The record is from RefSeq and is a predicted model, not a curated record. Gene Ontology annotation, molecular function: calcium ion binding.